This is a messenger RNA of Closterium sp. NIES-65, 561 nucleotides long. The record is from the annotation of a GenBank genome assembly. Lineage: Eukaryota; Viridiplantae; Streptophyta; Zygnematophyceae; Desmidiales; Closteriaceae.
AUGAUGUCGGCGAUGAUAGGUCGCGUGUGCAUGUGCGCUGCGUAUGGGAAGAUCGCUGCAAACGCGGCGAAGGAGGGAGACAAGGAGGAGAAGACGGAUAUGGCGGCAUGGGCUUUAGAAGCGUCCGCAUGCACUGUGUGGUGCUUCGUCGAGAACGGUGACGCCCAGGCGGUGCUGAACGUUGAGAUCAACAGGGACCGCCUCCUGGGAGAGGUUGCUUACAACGUCGCGCUAGCGCUGCAAAGUCAUGCCCUUGACAAGGUCUACCCGGGGGGGAAUGCUGGCGUCGAUAACGACGUGGUCGCUAGAGUCACAGUCAAGACCAUGGCGUUCUGGGGAAUGUGCCCCGUCGCCGGCCCGAAACUCAAAGCGAAGGGUAUCGCAGUGCUAUGCAACGCGCAGAUGAAGGCCGAUCUUGACAACAGGGGGAGGAAGGGUCAGAGGGGCAAGAAGGGGACGAAGGCCAAGGGCAGCACGGCGAAGAAGGGUACGAAGGCCAAGGACAGUGCGGGGAAGAAGGGCCAGAAGGAGACGAAGGCCAAAGACAGCACGGCGGCAUAG